Molecule: messenger RNA, 1613 nt
Organism: Cottoperca gobio
Lineage: Eukaryota; Metazoa; Chordata; Actinopteri; Perciformes; Bovichtidae
Product: troponin I, fast skeletal muscle-like
Exons: 8
Coding region: 859-1374 (171 amino acids)
Biological process (GO): skeletal muscle contraction; cardiac muscle contraction
Cellular component (GO): troponin complex
Source: RefSeq, a predicted model, not a curated record
UGUCUAAAAGUAAAAUAAAAUAAUAAUAAUAAAUAAAAAAGUAAAAAAAUGUAAAAGUUGUUUAAAAUGAAAAAGAAUCCAAAUUAAAUUGUGACAUCAGUCCUGGUGCUUCACAUAUUUAAACUUUCAAAUAUGUGAAUUUUUCCAAAGCAAGAUAUUCUUAUUAAUGUCAUGUGCACCAUGUUUGUGUGUAACGUGAACAGCAACAACAUUUUGAUGCAUUUUUAGUUUCUGUGCAGGAAAGUGUCGCGUGUCUGUUCCAAAGCUCAAACAUCAGGAAACGUCUCCAUCUGGUAGGAAAAAAGUAAAAAACCACAGUUCUGAAUCUGCAGAGGAGCGAAAUAAUGUCACACACGAGCAGAUCUCUUUUUAAAGUUGAGAAAGUUCGACGUGCAAGUCGACACAAGUCUGUUCGGAGCAUUUGUUGAUCCUGGAUGUGACUUUAUCUGAAACUGAUCUGAUGCUUCAGCAGUUUGAAUCAGAAAUAUUUAUAAUAAUAAUAAACUUUAUUCAUAAAGCACCUCUCAAACACAGUUACAAAGUGCUUUCUUGUAUAAACAGAACAUUUAAAACACAAACUAAAAUGGGGUAAAAUAUAAAUACAAUCACAGAAAAGCUUUUAAAAGUGUUUUUAAAUAUUGGAGUUUGCAGCCCCGACUAUAUCUAUUUAUUAUAAAUGUUAUUAUAUUUAUUAUAUACGUCCCUCUGCUGCACUGUGGAUGCCCCCUGCUGGUGUGACUGCUCAGCCGCUGGUAUAAGAAAGUCAAUCUUGUUUGGGACUUGGCAGCGUCUCCCCCCCUUCUUCUUGGUCUUCCUCCUCGUCAGGUUCAGUAGGCGUGAAGAUCACAAACAGCCAACAUGUCUGAUGCAAAGAAAAUGACGUCCAGCCGCAGGCAUCACCUGAAGAGUUUGAUGCUGCAGAUCGCCGCCGACUUGAUCGAGCAGGAGAACAAGGACCUCAUCGUGGCGAAGGAGACGUACAUGUCCGAGAACUGCCCCACCCCCGACCUCGCCGGAGAUCAGGCUAUCCUCAUGGAACUCUGCAAGAAGCUCUCCCAGAUCAUCGACAAGAUCGACGAGGAGAGGUACGACUUCGAGUCCAAAGUCAGCAAGAGCAACACAGAGAUUGACGAUCUGAAGAUUAAGGUGGUGGAGCUCACCGGAGUGAAGAAGCCCGCCCUGAAGAAAGUGCGUAUGUCCGCCGACGCCAUGCUGCAGGCUCUGCUGGGGGGGAAACACAAGGUGACCAUGGACCUGAGGGCCAACCUGAAGCAGGUCAAGAAGGAGGUCAAGGAGGAGUCGACGGAGGCGGGCGACUGGCGUAAGAACAUCGAGGAUAAGGCCGACAGGAAGAAGAUGUUUGAGACUACCUAAAAAGCUUCCUGGACGCCGGCAGGGGAGACGUCUCCGCCCGAGGUCUGAGUGUCUCUGUGGACGACAGCUGAGACACUUCUUUUGUUUUCAUUGUUUUUGUGAUACCCUCCCCCCCUCCGCCCCGAGAGACUGAUCCGACACAAAGUAACGUCAACAUGUACGCAGUUAAAACGUCUGAUGCAUUUCUAAAUGUACAGGUUUUCAUGAAGGCUUUAGAAAUAAAUGUUUUAAAAUCAGGA